AUGACCAAAAAUGGACAAAUAUCAGCUUGUGAUCCUGAGUCAAUAACAUUAUAUAAAGAACUUGAAGAUUUAUCGUCAACAAUAUUACAUAUUAAAGAUCCAUAUGAUUGUAAAGGAAUUUAUAACGAACGUCGUUGUAUUCCGACCUGUACUGGACAUAGCCAAACUGUAGGUGAUUUUGAUAUUCGAAAUAGUCAUGUUGUACAAGAAUAUGAUCGAGAUUUAGGUGUUAUGGAUAAAGUAACAUUUGUUGAUAGAAAUCGUCGUAUUGUUUCAACAUCUGACGAUAGAAGUAUUUGUGCAUGA
Molecule: messenger RNA, 306 nt
Organism: Rotaria sp. Silwood2
Lineage: Eukaryota; Metazoa; Rotifera; Eurotatoria; Philodinida; Philodinidae
Source: the annotation of a GenBank genome assembly